Molecule: messenger RNA, 1690 nt
Organism: Malania oleifera
Lineage: Eukaryota; Viridiplantae; Streptophyta; Magnoliopsida; Santalales; Ximeniaceae
Exons: 12
Coding region: 218-1486 (422 amino acids)
Cellular component (GO): chloroplast
Source: RefSeq, a predicted model, not a curated record
UCGAGUUAAGACGAGGCACUUUCUUAAGUCACUUUUACGAGUGAUCCAAACAAUCCUUUCGUCAAUCGGAUACCCGGACGCUCUCGUUGAGGGGGCUUUCCGACUGAAUAACUUGAGCAGGGAUAAGAUCAUCUGUGUUCUGCUGCAGCAUUCGCUGAGAACCAAUCCCCGUCUCCUCCCUCCCCUUCUCUUCUUCUCGCGUGCGCUCGUAUUCGCCAUGAGCAGAGGAACGGACCGACUUGUGAAGAGCGUGAAGCAGUUCGCGGACAUUCAGUACAAGCUUUUCACUCGUCGUUAUGGCCAGCAGAUAAUAGACAUCUUAGAGUUCCCCAUCAAGCUUGUGUUGUCCCCUUUCACGCUUGCUUAUGACAUUGCAGGCUCUGCUCCUCGUGGAUUCGGCAUUCCUGAGUUUAUUUCCAAACUAUCACUCUCUGCAGUCUUUGUUGUUGCUACUCUUGGCACAUAUGACAUUGCAUUUGAUCUGGGAAAGAAGGUCCUAUGUCAGAGGAACUGUCGAUCUUGCAAUGGAUGGCAGGCAUUGCGGUGUACUAUGUGCAGAGGCUCAGGAAAGGUGCAGUACCAAGUGAAAAACUACUCCUUAAAGAGUGGAGAAAAGGCAACAGCUGAAUGUGUUGCAGAUGCCAUAGUUGACAAUCGGGCUGAGCUGGUGCACAUCCCUUCCACAUUGGAUCUUAACGUGCCACUGCCAUCUAAGGACUGUCCAACAUGUGAUGGAUCAGGUGUGAUGGGAUGUCCUGAAUGUAAAAACAAGUUACAAGUCCGAAUAUCUGCUGAUGAUAUCAUGGAGCCUCCAUGGACAGCCUAUAAUAUCUUGAAAAAGAUGGAUUAUCCCUAUGAGCAUAUAGUCGAUAGCAUGAAAGACCCCAGUAUUGCUGCAUUUUGGUUAAUUACCUUGCCUCAGAUUGUGGGAGGAUUCAAUUAUGAUGAUGAUGUUAAGCAGAAAAUUUGGUGGCAAUACAAGGAAUCUAUGCGGUAUGAUCAACUUCGAGAUGUGGUUGCGAAGCGAAAACCUGGCUGGGAACACUUGCAGGAAGGCUUAUUCUUCAUAGAUCCUGUCCGAGCUAGGGAUGAUCCUGUUAUAGUGAAAAACAUCCCCUAUUACAAGGCCAAGAAGGCUCUGGAGGCAGAAGUCAUGAAGCUUAAUCCUCCGCCACGACCACAAAAUUGGGGUGAGCUGAACCUUCCACUGAAUGCAUCUUCUUGGAGUGCAGAGGAUCUUAAAGAUCCAAAAAAAUUAUAUGAGAUGACAGUUCUUCUUAAUGCCCAAAGAGAAAUUGCUGAUAAGAUCUUGGAUGCACAAUGGGAAACAAAAUGGCGUCAAGAGAAGUUGAAUGAGAUGUUGGAAGAGAAGGUGCGGCCAUACAUUCAAAAUAUUGACAGUGCUGUCCUUUCUCAACCUAUCAUAAUUCAAUCAGAAAGUCAGGAUCAAAGGAGGACUCGGCGAAGGAGAUGGUGGUUCUUUUGACAAACUGAGGUUUUUGGCGGUGUUUGCUGGCUGCAGAAAUUAUAAUUCUUGACAGCAUUAUGCCAAUGCUUUUUCAUUUUCAUGUGUAUUUUUUUCCUCCUACAAAGAGCUCUUGUAUAUGCGAGUUAGCAUGGAAAAAUCCUUGCCCAUGAAUCUUUUGGAUUAAAUUGCUCGGAGAUAAAUCACUAAACUAUUCUGAAUCCA